This is a messenger RNA of Xyrichtys novacula (pearly razorfish), 7960 nucleotides long. The record is from the annotation of a GenBank genome assembly. NCBI's taxonomy places the organism in Eukaryota, Metazoa, Chordata, Actinopteri, Labriformes, Labridae.
AUGAAGAUGCUGGCACUGGCACUGCUGGUUUUAACUUUUGCAUCUGUAUCUUCAAUUGGAUCAAGUGAGUGUUUUAUCGUUUCUUUCUUUAGCGGACUACAUGAUAUAUUUGAAAUUUACAAUCUAUAUAGAGCAAAAAGUAAACCGCUUUGUAGGGUGUAGCACUAGGUCUUGUUUCUUCAACAAAAAUGGAACUUAAAGAAACAAUGAGUUUCAAAUAUUUUAUUCUCAGAACAACUAAAUUGUUCUCUCUUACCAUUGGCCUCUCGAGAAAAAAUCUAAACCAAGAGAAACUACAAAAGGAUAAAGUGGAAUUACCUUAAACCAUUUGCCCAGUUAUUUUCUUAAUUAUGAAGGAAACAAAGAUUAAAAGAUUAAAACCACCUGUUUAGAUGGACUUUAUCUUUAUGUGAUGUAACACUGACUAUAAAUCAGUUAAGCAACAGGGUAAAUCAUUGGUUUUAAAUUUCUGUGACUGGUGAAAAUCAACAAGUUCUGCUUUUCCUGUAAUUUCACGCUGAAUCUUAGAGUUAUCUUUCCAGUUAUGAGCCACUGAUUGAACAUAAAUCAUGCUUAUUAGUGGUUUUAAGUUGAUUUCAUGCUAACACACCCUGCACUUUGUUAAAGAGAAGUUAAGUUUACGCACAUAUAAACACUUUUGUUCUGUCUUUUGACAAUUUGCAUACAUGAAUGUACACUCAGGAUUAACGAUGUGAGUACAAUUACAUGAGAUGUACAAAGAAAAAUAUAAUUUAGAAUACAUUCUUCUUAUACCUAGACAUUUGGAACCAAUUAUUAUGCUCUUGAGGUAUUUCAUUUAAUCACACACGAACACACACAUGCACGCACGCACACACACACACACACACACACACACACACACACACACACACGUACACAUGCACACACACUAACAUGAAUGCAUCACUUGCUGAGAGAAAAAAAAAAAUCUCUGUGAGUCAGUGCCUGGGAUCCUUCAUUCCUCUCACUGGGAUUACUGAUGCUGCAGCUCAGCUGAUAGUCACAUGAAAGGGAUUGGGAGGAGGGAUGCAGAUCGUGUGACUCCCACCACCAAGAUCCCCGACAGUCCUCACCCUUCAACAACCCCAAAACACUCACCUGCUAUGCUUUAAGCAUCUCUAGCAUAACAUUCAAAACCCGCCCUAUUAUUAUGAAAUGCUAGAAAACCUUAAAAUACAAUGUAAUCAGCCUAUAUAUUAAUGAUAUAACCACCAUCCACCUGGUACGAAAACUAAAAAGUAACACGAUAAAUAUGCUGACAGUAAUGGAAUAUGAUCUGAAGAUAAAAAUACUCAUUCUUGUUUUGUAUCAACACGUAUAUUUGACAUAAAAUUCUUUCAUUCCUAAAAUGUGUUUAUUUCUUUCAGUGCCUAAAUAUCAGUUCACACGGUACCACCCAUGGAACAAUCGGAUGUACCCGUGGUGGAAAGAUGAGGACCAUAAGUUCAAGAACGCGUGGACUGGUGAGGCUCACUGAUCUACCAAACAGACUUCUUACUGCCGGUUUUACUAAAAUGAGUCAAACUGUGUUUUGUUCUUAAUCCUUUCCAGGUGGUGAAGUAACUUUUGAUUUGAAUAAUGAUUCACCCACCUUGACCGGAGCCAGAGCAACAUUCAGUAUUCAACUGAACUUCCCCAAAAACCAAACCCUGCUCCCUGACGGACAGGUAGUCUGGGCACAAAACUGCACUGUUAAUGGUAAGAUAACUUUUCUAAUAGUACCAGUUACUCCGUACUACAGGUCAGUUUGCAGGAUAGUAAGUAAACAGUUACAUUUAAAUUUAAUGAUGAUGGUUUGAGGGCAAAAAAUCUUUUAUUUGACACAUUUGACUAGUCAAAGAAAUCAGAAUGAGAUUUUUAACAGAAACUACUUACCCCAGUACAGGACGGAUCAGCAGUGAGAGUACAGAUACUACUUUGUCCACAAGGGGGCACCAAAAUUGACACAAACACAGAGUUCCUUGCAAGAGCUUUAAUGGUCACAUAUAAUCAACAAUUAAUUCUUCUUUCCACCUUUUACCAGUAUAUUUAGGAACAGCCAGAUCUUUGUUAUUACCUCUAACUUUGCUGUUGUGUUAACAGGGAAAAAUUAUCACAAAAAUGAGCCUGUGUACCCUGACAUCGACCAUGCCCAUGACUGGAAUGGAGUUUUCCCAAAUGGCGCACCGUUUCAUAAGGACAAGGGCAAGGACAAGGACAAGAAGAACCGCUACGUUUAUGUGUGGAAAGCAUGGGGUAAAUCUAAUUAACUGAAUAAUUAUUAGUCUGUUUUAGUAUUUAAGAAUCCUGCUGUGGUAACAGUGGGUUUUAUCUGGUCUAAUUAUGGUUUUAAUCUUUUAAAGAUUCCAUUCAAGUCUAGCAUGUUUUACAGCAUAGUUUAGAAAUUGUAAUUUAAAACUACUACAACCUCAAUUCCAGAAAAGCUGGAUGGUUUGGCUCUUCACUGAAAACUGCAACUGAGGCCGACAAGUUUUACUGUUUUCUGAAAAUAUAUACUUAAUUUGAAUUUGAUGCCAGCAACAGACAUUUAAAAAAGCUGAGCCAGGGGCAUGUUUGCUUUUGUAUUUAACAAUUCUGUAAUCAUUAGGAAACUGAAGAAAUUGGUUUCUGGAGUUUUGAUAGUAAGAUGUUGUCCUUCUCUUUCAGCAGCUUAAAAGUUCAGGUCUCCUUAAAUGUUUUCACUGGGGUGAAAAGAAGGCAAGUUUGGCACUCAGGCUUUAAGGGACAGUGCUGUAGUAAUGUUUGCAAAAAAAUAUGGUUUGCCAUUUUCUUGCUAUGAUAUCCUACCUGUAAAAGGCAAUGAACGGCAUAUACGUAGUUGUUUCAAAACCUGUACACUGUUCAGUGUUAUUGGAUAAAUGGGGUCUUCCUAGAUGUGUGAGCUACCCACUGCCAUGGAAAUCCCCAUACCAUCAGAGAUGCUGGUAUCUGAACAGUGCACUGAUAUUAGACCUGGAGGCCCUUAUAGUGAAGGAUGCAUCAAUCAUGAUUUCUAGGUCAGAUUUUGACCCAUCAGGCUGCAGGAGUAAUUUCCUCUUGACCUUCGUCUGUCUCCAAAGGGGUUAAAAGAGUUGACUACAUUUCUGAAUCAUGUAUGUGUAUGGUUUCAUCUUUGCAGGCAGUGGUUUAACCUGCAUUUGUAGAUGCAGUGACAAACUAUGUUCACAGAGUACGACCUUUCGAUGUGAGUUAAGGCCCAUGCAGUGAUUUCCACUACAGAGUCAUGUCUGUUUUUAGUGAAGUACUGCCAGAGCGCCGGCAGAUCAGAGCCUUACAGUAGUGGUUUUUAGCUUUGUUCUGCUUGUACAGUGAUUUCUCCAGAUUUUCUUAUCAAAGUAUUCAGUACUAAAAAGAUUUUUUUAAAUGUUGCAUAUUAGUUGUUUCUUCAAUCUUCUACUUUCAGUAUUUUAUUUCAACAUUUCAUAUGUUGUCUUUGUACUUUUUACUAUUGAAACAGGGUUUGAAAGAAUUGCAAACCAUCAAAGCAAUUUUUCAUCUACAUUUUAAAAAACCAUACCUACAUUUUGGGAAUUAGGGCUGCAUAUUUCAUCAGUGUCUGUCCAGUUAAACACGUUUUUAAAAUUCCCAUUGAAAUAACACCUGAUAUACUAUUUAGGUGAUACCUAGAGAUGUACUUGUAUAGUAUGGCCACUCUAAAUGAGCCGAUUGUUGCUUUAUUCUAGGGCGCUAUUGGCAGGUUGCAGAUGGACCAUCUUCCUCCCUCGUUGUCAACACCCGUGACACUCCCCUUGGCUCCUACAACAUGGAGGUUGUGAUCUAUCACUGCCGUAGCAAAGACAAGUUCAUCCCUCUCGGCUAUGCCUCAACUGUCUUCACAAUCACAGGUGACUCAUCAGAAAAUAUCCGGCUGAAGAAUGUUAAAAUAUUCAAUUAAAAGCCUUCAUUUCUUCAGGUUUACAGAGUCAUAGUUAAAACAUGUCUGCCUCAGGCUACAACUUCUACAGACCUGAAAAAAUCAAGGCUCUUAACUGAAUAGCUCUAAGAAUUCUGGAUCUUUGGAAGGAGUUCAUACCUGGAUCAGCACACUGAAGGACACCAGAAAGACACUUUUUUCCUCCAUCUUUCCCCACCCCUGCAGCACUCACGCUUCUGCUUUUUUGAUUAAAGCUCUGACCCAACUCAAACAAAAUUCCUCCAUGGUGUUUGUAUUUGACAACCCUCAAUUUCUAAUUCCUACAUCUUUUACUUCUUCUUCAGACCAAGUUCCCUUCACCAUGUCACUCAACCAAGUCAAUGAUGUAAACCAGGAGGACAAGAGCUUCAUCCAAAAGCGAGCAAUCGCGUUCAAUGUCAAGAUCCACGAUCCAAGCCAGUAUCUUGACAGCGCUGACAUCAGCUUCAGCUGGGACUUUGGUGACAGCAGUGGUACCCUAAUCUCCAGAGAGCUCACAGUCACACACACAUACCUCGACAUUGGGACGUUCAAACCUCAGGUGGUCCUGAUGGCCUCUAUCCCCCAAACCUGUGGGAGUCCAACAGCUGGUGAGUCUUCAACUCAUCAUAUUUUUAAAAGUCCUGAAGGAAUUCAAAUACCUUUAGCAGACUUAGGAAAUACUGUUUACUCAGUUGUUUUUUAACUUACCUUUCAGUCGCUCCUAUGGUUGCCUCUGAAGCUUCAGAAGUUGUGAUAGCACCUACUGCUGCAUCCAUCCCAACUGCAGCAGCUGAGGGAGGAGAUGACAUAGCUCAGGACAUCUCUGUUUCUGAUGCUCCUCAACUUGCUGCCUCUUUGGAGCCACCUGUAGCAGGCCAAGACACAGAAGAUGCAGGUGCUUCAGUUGCUCCUGCUGUCAAUGCAGCUGUUGAUCCAGAAGUGCAAGAUCCUGCCAACACUGUUGCCCCUGCUGCAGGAGAAGAUGUUGCAGCCAUUGUUACAGCAGCGGGUGAAGUAGUCGAGGUUGCUACUGCUGCUCCAGUUGAACCUGCUGUGGUUACAGGUACAGCUGAGGACAUUGCUCUGGCGAUUACCGAUACUCCUGUUGCCCCUGUUGCAGGGGAAGAAGAUGGUGCCAUUGACCCUGCUGCCACUGUCACUGUUGCUCCUGUUGCAGGGGAAGACGUGGAUGCUGCCGAGGUUGAUGCAAUUGCCACUGUUGCAGCAGUAGUGGUAGCUACAGAACAAGGAGCUAAUGUUGCUGCAACUGUUGCGCCUGAAACCACUGAUGUUGAUGCUGCAGAGGUUGUCCAAGAUGAAACAGAUGCCACAGUGGAUGAAAUAAUUGUCACAGUUGUCACUGAGACUCCAGCUGUAGUAGAGGCGGCAGCAGCUGAUGGAGAGGCUGAAGCAGCAGCUACUGAGAAUGCAGUUGCAGCUACAGCAGCAGCUACUGCAGGUACAUAAUUAAUCUACAUUUAAGUAUUUAUCAGUCAACAUAACAAUACAAAAAUGUAGCCGUAGUUACAUAGAUGCCAUUAAAAAAACUUCUCUUGUUUUUAAUUCCAAUACCUGUUGACGCAGAUCCAGCACAGGUUGCCCUCGUUGUGGCAAAGAGAGAAGUAUCAGAGCUGACAGCUGACUGCAACAUCUACCGUUAUGGCUCCAUCAGCACCUCUUUAGAUGUUAUCCGUGAGUCAUUAAAGUUUCAGUAAUAAUCCUAAUAAUGGAAUUUUGGGCUUGAAGUUUGUAAUUUAUGUAAUAUCAUUUACAUUUAAGUCUCUGCCACUUUUUAUUUACAGAGGCGAUUGAAAGUGUAGAGAUUAUACAGAUGUCUGGUGUUUUGUCUCUGGCGACUGAGUUGGAUCAGAAUGCUGUGGACGUCACUGUCAUCUGUCAGGGAAGGUGAGAACUGACUCCAUUUCAUUACACAACACUGUAGAGUUCAGUCAGAUUUUCAUAUAGUAAUUCAUUUAAAUUCAUUUAAAACAGUCUAAGAUCAAAAAUUCAAAGGAAGUCAAAGGAAAAAUAUAUUACACACCACCAACCAACAAGUGACAGCAGAGCGAUAUGUGCUAAUAAAUGAGAAAUAAGCUACAAUAAGUACCUUACCCAUAAUAUAACCAGCUGUUUAUAUUUUGAUCACCAACCACAAACACAAAUACUUGUCAUACAGUAUCAUAGUUAUCUAAGUAUUUUGAAUUUUUGUUUUGGCAUCCCCCGGAAUAAAAGUUGCACCAGUUGCUAUUAGCAAACAGACAGAGGUCAGGAGGUUCGGUUACUGCUCUUCACUUAAACAGUAGCUGUGCAUUGAUUCUGACCUGUUGAUGUAAUUUAUGACUAAUACAACAACUGUUCUCUGCAUUUUUAUUACCCUUCCUUCAGUCUGCCAAGAGAGGUGUGCACAGUUAUUUCAGAUGCUGACUGUGUAACACCGAUGGAAACAGUAUGCAGUGAAGCCAGACCCUCCCCAGACUGUCAACUGAUCCUUCGUUCUUUCUUCAAUGACACUGGAGUAUUUUGCAUCAAUGUCUCUUUGACUAAUGAUGUCAGUUUUGCUGAAGCAAGUGCCAGAGUCAGUGUAUCACUAGGUGGGUAUAAGACAGGUGUAUAAAUGCCACUGCAGUUCUCAAUCAAUUGUUUUGUCUCUCAUUAACAAUGUGCUUAUAUUGCAGCCUCCACAGGUUCCCCGGUUGGGACUGCAGUCACAGUCCUGGGUGUGAUGGUUCUAGCGUGUGUGGUCUGUGGUUUGGCUUUGAUGUACAGGUGGGGUCUUAAUGUAUGAACUUAUUCAAUUUGAGGCCAAAAUUACAGGAAACUAUGUUCCUCUAAAGGCUUUAAUAAGGGGGUUCGAAUUGGACCUCAUAUUAUUGUGAGUCUUUUCUCAUGAGUUUUUCUCAUGUGCAGGAAAAGUACAAGUGAUAUCAGUUUGGCUCAGUUAAAAGCAUAUUUCUGUAGGAUGUUUAAAACAUUAUUACCACAGUAUAUAAUUUACCCAAACACAAGAACUAGAAAGAGUAGGGGUCCAGGUAUUGAUCCCUGUGUGAUGCCCAAAUAUAUAACCUCCUGAUCAGAGUCUGACCAAUAAUGCUGUGAGUUAAUACUAGCUUGUUGCAAUUACACAGCAAAUAUGAUGAUGCACAGCAGGUAAGAGUAAUCAUGUUAACAAUUUAAAUAAGAGGUGUUAGCAUGUUUGCAAUCACUUUUUAAACCAAGAAGGUAAGGGCUACAAUGCUUUCCUGUUUGCAGCUUCUAGGUCAAAAACCAAAUGCACCAAAAUAGGAAAAACCAUCCAUAACUUUAAGAGAAAACUACAUGAUUUCACAAGACAAAAAGUUGUUGCUUGUCCACGUGAGACCAUAAAUGAUGAGAUAGUUUAACAUUGACCAAAGUGAUGAACUGGUCAUUAAAUCAAGAACUUCUCCUAUUUCUUUACCAUAUCAGGAGACAAACACAGGACUGUCAGCAAAAAGGCUACAAAAUGCAAAAUAAAGUUGUGUAGCAGAGCCUUAUGUUACCUAAUGUAAUGUAACAUCACAAAAUGAACCAUAAUUUGAUGUCACAGAAUUUUACGCAUCACAAAAUGUUUUGUAAUGUAAUUUAAUUGCCGUAGUGACGUAAUGACUUGCUGUAGCAUAAUGUAAUGUACCCUUACUACUUGCACCAUACUGCUGUCACAAAACAUUUUUUAUUUUGUUUCAGGUCAGCAUAUUUGCUAUGACUAAAUUUAUCUUUCUUUCCUUUCCCAAAUGUUUUCAAACAGGCGAUUUAAGCAGUACCAGCCGCUCAGAGAGGAUAGUCCUUACAACAGUGGAGGCAGCUCAGGGGUAACAUCAGUGCCGAUGUUGUUGUGGAACUUGUUGAGCCGACAGUCAGCGGGGGAGAGUCGUCCAUUGCUUCAUGGGAGGAUUGUCUAAAUAUCAUCACCAGCUUGUGCAUUCAACAUCCCCUAAAAUAUCAGCUUUAACAAUCCAUGCUGUCUCUGUAAUGUUAUUGUUACUCUCUGUUAAUAUGUGACCUCAGAGCCGUUUAGGUGAACCUAGC